CACAUGCAUUUUUCGUUUCCUUUCUUUGCACAGGUUGUAGGCAGCGAAGCUCAUAAAAGACAGCACCAGCAGAAGAUAGCUGAAAAUUUAAUUUGUACUAUACGCACAUCAAGUCAAUUGUUAAUUUUGCUGGAGUUCAAGUGACUAAUUAAACACAAAAGGACAAAUAGGCCGGGGUCUCAUUAUUUACACCAAACUAAUUACAAGAACAAGUUCAUGAUGGCCAGAACUGGGACGAAGCGGAAGAUUAGCGAAAGUAGUCAGAGUUCCAAGAAUGAAGGUACAACUUCGGUUUCGUCAAAUAAAAAUGCAGGAAGCAGUAGGGCCGAUAACAAUACUGGGAUUGCUGAACGUGGACAAACGGCUGGUGGGACAGAAACAACAGAAAAUAGUACAAAAACGAACAGUGGGCCGGAUCAUACCGACCCAGCAGAAACAAAUGACGAGGGCGAGUUUUAUGUGGAGUCGAUUCGAGAUAUGAAAAUUGAAAACGGAAAGCGUUACUUCCUCGUCAAGUGGUCCGGAUAUGACGAAAAAGACAAUUCUUGGGAGCCUGAGGAGAACAUGCAGGGCAGUCAAAAACUCAUAUCAGAAUAUACAUCACGACUAAAGCAAUUAAACUCACAAAAAGAACAAGCAGCGAAAAAGAAACAAAAUUCUAUUGAGAUUGUCGCAAAGAAGCCAAAAUUGGAAUAUGUUGCAACUGUUGACUUGACUGAUGUACAAAGUAGUACAAAGAAAGCAUCAAGCACUGUUGUCUCUCGUACUAACGUAGUAGCUAAGCUGAAACCUCAGAUUCAGGUUCUUGGUAGCUUGGGACAAAAUAUAAAGUUGUUAUCUUUCCAAAACAACGACUUGGUCAAGUCAGUUCAGCAGACAGGCAAUAAGCAGAAUGCCCGUCAUUUGCAACCCCUGCGCCGUAAUAAUAUCACAGUGAUUCCUUCUCCUUCAACUCCUCUCUUGAUGCAGCCGAAAAAUCAACCAACCUCUGCCGUUAUAUCGAAACAACAAAAUGACAAUUUCAGUGAGCCGCAAAUGUUGUCACUCGUAUACAAUUUUCUACUUUGGAUCAACAAUAAUUUUCAGUUGCUCCAGUUUAAUAUUGAGAACAGUCAGGAUCAAUUACAUAAGCUGGUCGUCACUGAAGAUAUUAAAGGACUUCACCCCCUUAUUUUGUAUGGUAUUAUACAAGCUGAGGACAAGAAUAGGUACUGCUUUGUUCAAUUUGAGGAACACAACUAUAUUGACUGCGUUACUCCCGUCAAUCUCUGCAGAAGAAUCCCCGGAAUUGAUGGUUUCAUCAAAAAUCAAAUCGACAUUGCGAGAAAUAUGAAAUAGGCAGGCGUUGUAGGUGGCUAGAAAUAUUAUUGAAAAUUCUCUAUUUAGAACUUUGAAAUGGAAUGCUUCCGAUUGUGAGUACUUUUUAUACUGGUCUUAGUUUAUGAAAAUUCAUUUUUCACAUUUUGUGGUGUAACGACUCCGUUACUUGUAUAUUACAUUCACAGAUAAUAUAUUACUUAGGUGGCAAUCAUUCCAUGAAAUGUUAGUUUAUGUUGAAACAAAAAUGUAACAACAGAAAUGUUGUUAGUUGGUACAAUUUUUCCUAUGAAAAACUUCUGGUGAAAAGACUUAUGAAUUAUGCAUUCACCACUUUCUAUUUAUUUAUUUAUAUUUAGUUAGAUUUAUUUGUUGGUCAAAUAAAGAUAAUAAAUGUUUCAAUGAUAAAAAAAAUUCAUUCUCAUUAUUCUGACUCUGUUAAAUGCAUAAAACUCAUAAUCACGUAACAUAUCAACCAUUGAGGAAUCAAUGACGGGAAGGUUGGUUACAAAAGUUUCUUAUUUCACAUGUGCACAUAAAAUUGUGAGAUUUUGUUUUGUAACAUUUUGGGAUUUUAAUUCUGAGUGAUAUGAGUAGUAUAAGUUAGGGUCCCUCCCAGUGGAAUGAAUUGCUUGGAAAUAUUUCUUAGUAGCUGGUUUUCAAACAAGUUUAUCAUUCCAUCGGUAGUUACGAAUCUUGUUCAGGUUAGAUAUUUUCAUCCGACCUGCAAUAUGGCCCAUUCCAAGUGGGAAUACGUGAGGAAGUUCGAGACCAACAACGAUAAGCUGCUCCCCGGUACUUGGGCCGUUGCGAGAAUUGAUGGAAGAGGCUUUCACAAAUUUGCAAAAACUCAUAAAUGGACACGUCCAAAUGAUCUCCGUGGGAUCAACUUAAUGAACCAUGCCGCAAAGGUGGUGCUGAACGAGUUCGAGGACAUUAUUUUGGGAUAUGGACAAAGUGAUGAAUAUUCAUUUGUUUUCCGUCGAGAAACCGAAGUUUUUGAGCGUCGUGAAACAAAGAUAAUUACGACACUUGUAUCGAAAUUUGCAUCAGCUUACGUAUUCCACUGGUCCAAGUAUUUUCCUGAUGAGCAACUCCUAUAUCCUCCGUCCUUUGAUGGGCGUAUAGUUUUAUACCCUACAGAUGUCAGUUUAAGAGAUUACCUUUGUUGGCGUCAAGCGGACUGUCACAUUAACAAUUUGUACAACACAACAUUCUGGAAUUUAGUUCUUAAAGGAAAUCUAACAAAUAAUGAGGCUGAAAAAAGACUUUCCGGAACUUUGUCAGGGGACAAAAAUGAAAUAUUGUUUUCUCAGUUUGGAAUCAACUACAAUGAAGAACCAGAAGUUUUUAGAAAAGGGACCGUUCUGGUGCAGAAGGAAAAGUCUCCAAAAAUGCCACGAAAACAUUACAUGCAGCAAAAAGAUAAGGCAGCGGAUCAUCAGAAACAAGCUUCUUCAGCAGAAGAUCAACAGUCCAAACUAACAAAAAUUGAAGAACGAAUGGAAUCUAUUACUGAAUUAAAUUGUGAUAUUAUAGGACAAAAGUUUUGGGACGACUACCCGCACUUAAUUAAUCCCAAUGCAACAAAGUCUAAAUCACAGCCAGCCAGAUAAUAAACAAUUUAAUCUUAUUUAUAAUUUUGUAAGUGUAACUUUCUUUUUUAUCGAUCCUAUAAAAUAAAAGCAAUUCAUUUUCAGGA
Folsomia candida is the source of this 3019-nucleotide messenger RNA. RefSeq names its product tRNA(His) guanylyltransferase. Gene Ontology annotation, biological process: chromatin organization; tRNA modification; negative regulation of transcription by RNA polymerase II. Gene Ontology annotation, molecular function: magnesium ion binding; chromatin binding; tRNA guanylyltransferase activity. Gene Ontology annotation, cellular component: pericentric heterochromatin. The coding region runs from base 1941 to 2933 and encodes 330 amino acids. The record is from RefSeq and is a predicted model, not a curated record. The transcript has 8 exons. NCBI's taxonomy places the organism in Eukaryota, Metazoa, Arthropoda, Collembola, Entomobryomorpha, Isotomidae.